AAUAACUAAUCAACCAUAUCUGUGUUUGUGUUUUACUGAUCUCUCUCUCUCUGUUUUAUUCAUUCAUAUCGUGAGCAAUUGAAUUCACGACACCCCUACUUAACAUUCUUGUUUUGCUGGCUUAUUAGAGUACCUAAUGCUGUGCCUGUGGACAGUUGCAGAAAUAUUGUGAAUAGCUAACUAUUUCAUUUAUAGAGUAACAUGUAAAUGCUGUUCCAGAAUAAGUACAGAGUGGUCUCAAGCCAACAGUAUUAAAUGGUUUCAUACCGUUUAAAUUAAGGGACAACCGUAGUGAGUUUGAUCACUUUAAUUCAUUUUACAUUAAGUAAUACCUAACUUUGUUUUAGUCAGACUUCAAAUCUAGUUUAUUUGGAUAUAUGGAGGCACAGUUACCUUAACUUUCACCUGAGUGAGUCUUUGCCAUGCACAUACAAGCAUGAAACGACCACAUUAGAAACAGCAUCAACGGUAUAUGGCAUUAGAUGUGUUUCUUUAUACCUUGUAAAAUGAAGGGAGUGUUUACAUGACUUCCUGCAGUUAACACAUUGACGAUAGUAAGAAUAAACCCUUGCUAGCUCAAACAGCUGGGAUUGUUUGCUUUUGGUACACAAUGAAUGAAAUAAACUGCUUCAAUAAAAGCGGUUUAUAUUUCAUAAAUGGCCUUUGUGAUAAAGAAAUGCACAGUCAGUGGAUAAAGCUAUAAUAAGAAAUCAGUCAUCCACAAAGAAUUCUAAUCUUAUAUGUAAACUUUAAUAUUCCCGUUGAGCUAAAGUGUUUAUUGCCCCAUCUCUGCUCACAUGUAAGGACCAGGUGUGGCAUACCAGCUUGGAUUAACUGCUUUCAUAACCCCAAAAUAGAGACAGGGAGGGACACUCCUGACAGCAACAACAAGCAGCUGCAUUAUACAUACAAACACUGGAACAGAUAAACAGCAGAGCAAAGCUGGACAGAGGCAGGAGACGUGAAAACCUAGGAGAGAAGCAUCGUACAUCCAAGAGAGAGACAAAUACCAGACUUGAGGACAGUCUGGACAGUGUCAGGAGAUUCCAGUAACACUUUAAAGUGUUCCCUGGUACACAAGUGGCUCAUAAAGAUAAAUACUGGAGCCAAAGCUAAGAGCUAGGGAGUCUAAAAGCGACACAUGAAAGCUGAAAUACUUGAUUCAACAGGCACAGACUGAGAGCCAAACAUGGCCAAAAUCACAGCGGAAGAUAUGCCGAGGCUUUUCCAAAAAAUGUCAAUGAGCGAGGUGGAUGAGAAGGUCCGUCUGCGAGCAGAGAAGGUGUACGCCUCUGCUCUGAAGGAGGAAGACAACAAGGAAGCUCUGUCCCUGUUCAACGUGCAGGAGGACUGUCCCAUCGGGCUGCAUGAGGACAGGCAGCGGACGCUGGAGAGGGAGCUGGCUGCAACGCUGUCUAAAGAGACUGCUCUGAAGAUGAAGAGUUUCAAGUUGAAGCGUUCACAGUCGACUUGCUUGCAGAUACCCGCUGGUGGUUUUCAGGCCUUUCCUUGUUCCCCGUUGCUCCCCGUCACCACACCUGAACCUUUUCCAGCAGAGAACUUUCCAGAAUUCCAGAGAGUCACCAUCAGUGGAGACUACUGUGCAGGGAUCACGGUUGAGGAUUAUGAGCAGGCAGCCAAGAGUCUCCUCGGAGCGCUGUUCAUCAGAGAGAAAUACUCCAGACUGGCAUACCAUCACUUCCCCAGGACCACUGCACGAUUCCUCCGCAACUCCCAAAAUGAAGAGUGGCAAGAGGAGGAUGAGGUCAUGCCAGACAUCUGGCCGAUCCCUCAUGAAGGUGAGGACCCGUACUCCAUGGAGGGUAUUCCUGAGAACCUUGACUACGAGCUGCAGAUGAAGGAUGGCAUAGUUCAUGUUUACGACAAUGCUGAGGCCCUGAAACAACAGCAGCCUCACAGCCUCCCUUACCCCGACCUGGAGACCUUUGCUAUAGACCUGAGCCACGUCCUCGCAAUGAUAGCCGACGGCCCAACGAAAACGUACUGUCACAGACGGCUGAACUUCCUGGCCUCUAAAUUCUAUCUACACGAAAUGAUGAAUGAAAUGGCAGAGCUAAAAGAGCUGAAAUGUGUCGCACAUAGAGACUUCUACAACGUCAGAAAGGUGGACACACACAUACACGCUGCUGCUUGCAUGAACCAGAAGCAUCUGUUGAAAUUUAUAAAGACCACAUACCAGACGGAGACAGAUCGCGUGGUCUUGGAGAGGGGCGGUCAGAAGAUCACACACAAGGAAGUCUUCAACAAACUCAACAUGGACCCGUACGACCUCACCGUGGACUCUCUGGACGUACACGCUGGAAGGCAAACAUUUCAUCGGUUUGACAAGUUCAACUCCAAAUACAACCCCGUGGGCGCCAGCGAACUGCGAGAGAUCUACUUGAAAUCGGACAACCACAUUAAAGGAGAAUACUUUGCACGACUCAUCAAGGAAGUGUCCACAGACCUGGAAGAGAGCAAGUACCAGCAUGCUGAGCCCCGCCUGUCCAUCUACGGCCGCUCAGCCAGCGAGUGGGAGGGCCUGGCCACCUGGUUCAUCCAGCACAAGCUGCACUCCCCUAACAUGAGGUGGAUGAUUCAAGUCCCCAGGAUUUAUGACAUUUUCAAGUCAAAGAAAUUAUUACCGAACUUUGCAAAGAUGCUGGAGAACGUUUUCCUCCCACUGUUUGAAGCUACAGUGAACCCGCAAAAGCACAAGGCGAUACACGUAUUCCUCAAAUACGUGACAGGAUUCGACAGUGUGGAUGACGAAUCAAAACACAGCGACCACAUGUUCUCUUACAAAAGCCCAAAACCUGAGGCAUGGACGACAGAUGAUAACCCUCCGUACACCUACUACCUGUUCUACAUGUACGCCAACAUCAUGGUGCUCAACAACCUGCGCAAGGAGCGAGGACUGAACACCUUCCAGUUUCGUCCCCACUGUGGCGAGGCCGGCUCCAUCACCCACCUGGUGUCCGCCUUCCUGACGGCUGACAACAUCUCCCAUGGACUCAACCUCAAGAUGAGUCCAGUGUUGCAGUACCUGUACUACCUGGCCCAGGUCCCGAUCGCCAUGUCCCCCCUGAGCAACAACAGCCUGUUCCUGGAGUACUCCAAGAACCCUCUGCGGGAGUUCCUACAGAAGGGCCUGUGUGUGUCGCUGUCCACCGACGACCCCAUGCAGUUCCACUACACCAAGGAGGCCUUGAUGGAGGAGUAUGCCAUUGCAGCCCAGCUGUGGAAGCUGAGCACCUGCGAUCUGUGUGAGAUAGCCAGAAACAGUGUGCUGCAGAGCGGACUCUCACAUCAGGAGAAGAAACACUUCAUCGGUUCCAACUACCUGGAGGAUGGACCGAAGGGAAACGACAUUCGGCGGACGAAUGUGGCACAAAUCCGCAUGGCCUACCGCAACGAGACACUGUGCAACGAGCUCAGUUUCCUAGUGGACGCAGUGAAGACUGAAGAAAUGAGCAGCACCAUACCCGAGUGAUUUACCUCGCCAGCACAAACUGUGCAUGAACAUGUCCUUAAUGAUGAAGAGACAAAAGUUAGACAGCACAUUGAUUUAUAUUAUUCUUAAUAAACUUUCUGACCCAGUUUUUAUUUUAUGUUGACCCUGGUGCAUGAAUUUAGAUUAGAUAAUUAAUGUGAUUUUAUAUAAAUGUCAUAUCCAGACCACAUCCAAUGCUUUAUCUAUGGGAUUGCCAGUCACUGUGUGCCUCAUUUUAGAGGCAAAGAGGGUUUUUUUAAAUAAUGAAGUCCACAAGUGAGACCAUUCAAUUAGGAGCUUAAAAAUAAUUAUAAUUAAAAAGUUGGCAAUACUUGAUGAACUGUAUGUCACUUACGCCUUCCUUAAAUUGAAUUUAGAGAAAUAAAGUAACGUGUGCUUACUUAAGGCUACAGUAUGCAUUUUCAGGUAACUCUUCAAAAGACAGAUGCAAAGUUUAAGGAUUAAAAUAAGUUUUGUAUAAGGUUUUUGGGGGGAUCCCAAACCCGUUUUACUCACGACUGCGAAAAGAAACAACUAUGACAAUUAUUUUCAUUUUUUAUGUUUGUCAUUUCUCAUUUUUCAUAUGUAAAUAAAGGCUAGAGAACAGUCAA
This is a messenger RNA of Eleginops maclovinus (Patagonian blennie), 4104 nucleotides long. It is a transcript of the gene ampd3b, whose product is annotated as adenosine monophosphate deaminase 3b. Gene Ontology annotation, molecular function: AMP deaminase activity. The record is from RefSeq and is a predicted model, not a curated record. The transcript is spliced from 15 exons. Gene Ontology annotation, biological process: IMP salvage; AMP metabolic process. Lineage: Eukaryota; Metazoa; Chordata; Actinopteri; Perciformes; Eleginopidae. The coding region runs from base 1190 to 3493 and encodes 767 amino acids. Gene Ontology annotation, cellular component: cytosol.